Prorocentrum cordatum is the source of this 453-nucleotide messenger RNA. NCBI's taxonomy places the organism in Eukaryota, Dinophyceae, Prorocentrales, Prorocentraceae. The record is from the annotation of a GenBank genome assembly.
AUGUCGCCCGUCAGCUCCGAGGGAUGGUUUGCGACGCUCCCGCCUCCGUGCCUCCAGAUAUGUCCGUCGCCAGGUCGUUCAAGUGCACCGUGUGCGACGCAUCAUUUGCCUCCAAGAAGGCUCGCGCGCAGCGCGUGCGCAUCAGCCGCCAAGUUUGCUGUCAGCAGCUCCUUUUCGCGAGCGGGGAAGGCCUUUGCCCUGUUUGCCGCGCCUCUUUUGGCAGCAUCCCGCGUCUCCAGUCGCGCCUAUGUGAUGGCCGUCGCCCGGCGUGCUGGCAGCAGAUCCUCUCCAGGCCGUCUGAUUUUCAACCUGUGUGCAGUUCCGACGUCUCACGUCUGGGCGAAGCAGACAAGCUCGAACGUCGUAGCGCUCGACGCCUCGGCUUCUCGCGCGAUUGCCCGUGGCCCAGCGCGACUGGCCGAUGGCGGGGUCGUCGGCUGGACACAACGCUAG